CACAACUAAAACUCAAUAUCCAGAAAUAGACACCAGACUGGUUAGUGAAAACAGAACUUAAUAUAUUGUUAAGGAUUGUGUUAAAUAGCAGCAGUGUCAAGAAUGAAUAAAUGGAAAAUGCAGUUUAUAACAAUUCACAAGACAAUAGGAUACAGGGGCGGGCUGACCAUUUGGAAAUUCGGGCACUGCCUGAGGGCCCAGGGGUCAGUAGGGGGCCCCAUGAGAUGCCCCUGGUACCUUUUUCAUAGGUUUUUUUGAGUUUGGGCAAGGACACAGGGGCCCCAUUAUCCCCUAUUGCCCGGGGGCCCCAU
Messenger RNA from Staurois parvus, 311 nucleotides. NCBI's taxonomy places the organism in Eukaryota, Metazoa, Chordata, Amphibia, Anura, Ranidae. The record is from the annotation of a GenBank genome assembly.